AUGAGACCAGAGGAGAGCAGAGGAUCGAGAGAGAGCAGAGGACCAUGGGAGAGUAUGGGACCAGAGGAGAGCAGAGGAUCGAGAGAGAGAGCAGAGGACCACAGGAGAGCAUGGGACCAGAGGAGAGUAGAGGACCGAGAGAGAGCAGAGGACCAUGGGAGAGCAUGGGACCAGAGGAGAGCAGAGGACCGAGAGAGAGCAGAGGACCAUGGGAGAGUAUGGGACCAGAGGAGAGCAGAGGACCGAGAGAGUGCAGAGGACCACAGGAGAGCAUGGGACCAGAGGAGAGCAGAGGACCGAGAGAGAGCAGAGGACCAUGGGAGAGCAUGGGACCAGAGGAGAGCAGAGGACCGAGAGAGAGCAGAGGAUCGACAGAGAGCAGAGGACCACGGGAGAGCAUGGGACCAGAGGAGAGCAGAGGACCAUGGGAGAGCAUGGGACCAGAGGAGAGCAGAGGACCGAGAGAGAGCAGAGGACCACAGGAGAGCAUGGGACCAGAGGAGAGCAGAGGAUCGAGAGAGAGCAGAGGACCAUGGGAGAGCAUGGGACCAGAGGAGAGCAGAGGACCGAGAGAGAGCAGAGGACCAUGGGAGAGCAUGGGACCAGAGGAGAGCAGAGGACCGAGAGAGAGCAGAGGACCAUGGGAGAGUAUGGGACCAGAGGAGAGCAGAGGACCGAGAGAGUGCAGAGGACCACAGGAGAGCAUGGGACCAGAGGAGAGCAGAGGACCGAGAGAGAGCAGAGGACCAUGGGAGAGCAUGGGACCAGAGGAGAGCAGAGGACCGAGAGAGAGCAGAGGAUCGACAGAGAGCAGAGGACCACGGGAGAGCAUGGGACCAGAGGAGAGCAGAGGACCAUGGGAGAGCAUGGGACCAGAGGAGAGCAGAGGACCGAGAGAGAGCAGAGGACCACAGGAGAGCAUGGGACCAGAGGAGAGCAGAGGAUCGAGAGAGAGCAGAGGACCAUGGGAGAGCAUGGGACCAGAGGAGAGCAGAGGACCGAGAGAGAGCAGAGGACCACAGGAGAGCAUGGGACCAGAGGAGAGCAGAGGAUCGAGAGAGAGCAGAGGACCAUGGGAGAGCAUGGGACCAGAGGAGAGCAGAGGAUCGAGAGAGAGCAGAGGACCACGGGAGAGUAUGGGACCAGAGGAGAGCAGAGGACCGAGAGAGAGAGCAGAGGACCAUGGGAGAGCAUGGGACCAGAGGAGAGCAGAGGAUCGAGAGAGAGCAGAGGACCAUGGGAGAGCAUGGGACCAGAGGAGAGCAGAGGAUCGAGAGAGAGCAGAGGACCAUGGGAGAGCAUGGGACCAGAGGAGAGCAGAGGACCGAGAGAGAGCAGAGGAUCGACAGAGAGCAGAGGACCACGGGAGAGCAUGGGACCAGAGGAGAGCAGAGGACCAUGGGAGAGCAUGGGACCAGAGGAGAGCAGAGGAUCGAGAGAGAGCAGAGGACCAGAGGAGAGCAGAGGACCGAGAGAGAGAGCAGAGGACCAUGGGAGAGCAUGGGACCAGAGGAGAGCAGAGGACCGAGAGAGAGAGCAGAGGACCACGGGAGAGUAUGGGACCAGAGGAGAGCAGAGGACCGAGAGAGAGAGCAGAGGACCAUGGGAGAGCAUGGGACCAGAGGAGAGCAGAGGAUCGAGAGAGAGCAUGGGACCAGAGGAGAGCAGAGGAUCGAGAGAGAGCAUGAGACCAGAGGAGAGCAGAGGAUCGAGAGAGAGCAUGAGACCAGAGGAGAGCAGAGGAUCGAGAGAGAGCAUGGGACCAGAGGAGAGCAGAGGAUCGAGAGAGAGCAUGAGACCAGAGGAGAGCAGAGGAUCGAGAGAGAGCAGAGGACCAGAGGAGAGCAGAGGAUCGAGAGAGAGCAUGAGACCAGAGGAGAGCAGAAAUGA
Molecule: messenger RNA, 1890 nt
Organism: Knipowitschia caucasica
Lineage: Eukaryota; Metazoa; Chordata; Actinopteri; Gobiiformes; Gobiidae
Source: the annotation of a GenBank genome assembly